This is a messenger RNA of Dipodomys spectabilis (banner-tailed kangaroo rat), 4310 nucleotides long. RefSeq names its product WD repeat domain 47 (gene Wdr47). Lineage: Eukaryota; Metazoa; Chordata; Mammalia; Rodentia; Heteromyidae. The coding region runs from base 361 to 3144 and encodes 927 amino acids. The transcript has 15 exons. The record is from RefSeq and is a predicted model, not a curated record. Gene Ontology annotation, molecular function: protein binding.
CGCAGGCACCUGCCUAGUCACCCAGCACGGCGGGGUCCUGAGGCGUCUCGGGAAGGCGCAGCGAUUGGCUGCAGCUGGUGUCUGAAGCUCGGCCCCAGCGCGCUUGACAACCGCAGUGUGCCAAGAGGCUGAGCCCAGCAGUCGCCGGCCGGGGCGGGGCGGGCCGAGAAGGACGGGCUGACGAACGGAUGGACUGACGCGCGGGCGACUGGAAAAAAGGACCGACUCCAACCUGAGACUGCCGCCCUCGCGCUCUCACCUCAGCCGGCUGCUUCCAGAGCCCGGCGUCUGGCCCGCUGGGCCGCGUUCACCUCCGCCGCCACUUGUCCGGGUUCGCCUCGGAGCCUUCAGGCUAUCAAUAUGACGGCUGAAGAAACAGUGAACGUAAAAGAGGUUGAAAUCAUUAAGCUAAUUUUGGACUUCUUGAAUUCAAAGAAGCUUCACAUUAGUAUGUUGGCUCUUGAGAAGGAAAGUGGAGUCAUAAAUGGUCUGUUUUCAGAUGAUAUGCUCUUCCUGAGGCAACUAAUCCUUGAUGGUCAAUGGGAUGAAGUUCUUCAGUUCAUUCAGCCUCUAGAAUGUAUGGAAAAGUUUGACAAAAAAAGGUUUCGUUAUAUUAUCCUGAAGCAGAAGUUUUUAGAAGCUUUAUGUGUUAACAAUGCAAUGUCAGCAGAAGAUGAGCCCCAGCAUGUAAGAUUUUUAUUCCUGAAGUUGGAAUUUACCAUGCAAGAAGCUGUGCAAUGUUUACAUGCUCUAGAAGAAUACUGCCCUUCUAAAGAUGACUACAGCAAGCUUUGUUUGCUCUUGACUUUACCUCGUCUGACCAAUCACGCUGAAUUUAAGGACUGGAAUCCCAGCACUGCACGAGUUCACUGUUUUGAAGAGGCUUGUGUCAUGGUUGCAGAAUUUAUCCCUGCUGACAGGAAACUAAGUGAGGCUGGUUUUAAAGCAAGUAACAAUCGUUUAUUUCAGCUUGUAAUGAAGGGCCUGCUUUACGAAUGCUGUGUUGAAUUUUGUCAGAGCAAAGCAACUGGAGAAGAAAUUACAGAAAGUGAAGUACUUCUUGGCAUCGACCUUUUAUGUGGCAAUGGGUGUGAUGAUUUGGAUCUGAGUUUAUUAUCAUGGCUUCAGAAUCUUCCUUCUUCUGUGUUCUCUUGUGCUUUUGAACAGAAAAUGCUUAAUAUUCAUGUUGACAAACUUCUAAAACCUACAAAAGCUGCAUAUGCUGAUCUUUUGACACCUCUGAUCAGUAAACUCUCUCCCUAUCCAUCAUCCCCCAUGAGAAGGCCUCAGUCAGCUGAUGCCUAUAUGACCCGCUCUCUGAAUCCUGCGUUAGAUGGCCUCACUUGUGGACUAACCAGUCACGAUAAGAGAAUCUCAGACCUUGGGAACAAAACUUCUCCUAUGUCACACUCCUUUGCCAACUUCCAUUAUCCAGGAGUACAGAACCUUAGUAGAAGUCUCAUGCUUGAAAAUACAGAAUGUCACAGUAUUUAUGAAGAAUCCCCUGAGCGUGAUACACCUGUUGAGGCACAGCGGCCUAUUAGCAGUGAAAUCUUGAGCCAGAGUUCAGUUUCUGAAAAAGAGCCUGCAAAUGGAACACAGAAUCCAGGAACACUGAAGCAAGAAAAAAAUGAGCUUCGAGAUUCCACUGAGCAGUUUCAAGAAUAUUACAGGCAAAGAUUACGCUAUCAGCAACACUUAGAACAGAAGGAGCAGCAGCGGCAGAUAUACCAGCAGAUGUUGCUGGAAGGAGGUGUGAAUCAGGAAGAUGGUUCUGACCAGCAGCAGAAUCUUACUGAACAGUUCCUUAACAGGUCCAUUCAGAAGCUUGGUGAACUAAAUAUUGGAAUGGAUAACCUUGGUAAUGAGGUAUCAGUGCUCAACCAGCAGUGUAAUGGGAACAAAAGCAAUGGAUCAAAUAAUUCUUCUGUGACUAGUUUUGCUACACCACCCCAAGACUCUAGUCAGAGAUUAGCACAUGAUGCUUCAAAUAUUCAUACAAGUACUCCUCGUAAUCCUGGAUCAACAAAUCACAUACCCUUUCUUGAGGAAUCUCCUCCUUGUGGUAGCCAAAUCUCCUCAGAACAUUCAGUCAUUAAACCAUCUCUUGGAGAUUCUUCAGGGAGUCUAUCAAGGUCAAGAGGGGAAGAGGAUGACAAGUCAAAAAAGCAGUUUGUUUGUAUUAACACCCUGGAAGACACACAAGCGGUUAGAGCAGUGGCUUUUCAUCCAAGUGGUAGUUUAUAUGCUGUUGGUUCCAAUUCAAAAACUCUGAGAGUAUGUGCCUAUCCAGAAGUAAUUGAUACAAGUACACAUGACACUCCUAAGCAGCCAGUGGUACGUUUUAAAAGGAACAAACAUCACAAAGGAUCCAUUUACUGUGUGGCUUGGAGUCCUUGUGGACAAUUAUUAGCAACAGGAUCAAAUGACAAAUAUGUCAAAGUGCUGCCCUUCAAUGCAGAGAACUGUAAUGCAACAGGACCGGAUCUGGAAUUUAGUAUGCAUGAUGGGACAAUUAGAGAUCUGGCAUUUAUGGAAGGCCCAGAAAGUGGUGGAGCUAUUUUAAUAAGUGCUGGAGCAGGGGACUGUAACAUUUAUACAACAGAUUGUCAAAGAGGACAGGGCCUCCAUGCUUUGAGUGGACAUACUGGGCACAUUUUAGCACUUUAUACCUGGAGCGGCUGGAUGAUUGCAUCUGGUUCCCAAGAUAAGACUGUUAGGUUCUGGGAUCUGCGAGUUCCAAGCUGUGUUCGUGUUGUUGGCACAACAUUUCAUGGAACUGGCAGUGCAGUGGCAUCAGUAGCUGUAGAUCCCAGUGGCCGGCUUUUAGCUACUGGUCAAGAAGACUCCAGCUGCAUGUUGUAUGACAUAAGAGGAGGAAGAAUGGUUCAGAGUUACCACCCUCAUUCCAGUGAUGUCCGUUCUGUUCGCUUUUCCCCUGGAGCUCACUACUUGCUAACUGGCUCUUAUGAUAUGAAAAUAAAGGUGACAGACCUACAAGGGGACCUCACUAAGCAGCUUCCUAUCAUGGUGGUAGGGGAGCACAAGGACAAAGUGAUUCAGUGCAGGUGGCACACCCAGGACCUCUCCUUCCUGUCGUCCUCUGCAGACAGAACUGUAACCCUCUGGACUUACAGUGGCUAGUGUACACCCUAUGUUAGUCUGUGCUAUGGAAGCCCAGAGACUUAAGACUACUGAAUUGUGAAAACUCCAAAUCUGAAGAACUCAGACUGUUGGAGAGUGGUUUAGCACGAGGAAACCCUUUAUUCCCCUGUGUCCUGUUGGUAGGAGGUAUUGGGUGAUGGUGGUCCGCAGUGCUUUCUGUCUUCCAUGUGAGCUUGUGCUGCGCUCACCCGCUAUGUGUAGUCUCCUUGCCAAAGUCUGCAGAAGAGCUCUUACGUUGUUGUUGUGCACUCCAAGUCAAGGUGGAUAAUGUGUUUACGGUUUUUUUUUUUUUUGUUAAAUGCAUUCCUCAGUCUCAGAUAAGUUUUUUAUAUACACAUUGAAACUGAAUUUAAGUGUAUUAUUACAUAUAAUGUCACCACGUUCUACUUUGCUCUUCUCACCAUCCCAUAUUUGAUCACUUUUCUUCUAGUGGCCAGAAUUUUAUGUCUCCCAAAAUAUACAUUGUUGUUUUCACUUAAGGAUCAUUAUGGAGUUUAAAGAUGAAUGGAAAACUGCUCCUUAGUUCAUUAUGUGGUAUAGGCUUCUUUUAAAAAGAUUCUCAAACCCAGGGAUAUGGUUAUUAUCCUGUCACAUAAUUUUGUUUCAGGCUAAAGGUUCAUGUGUUUGCUUCAGAAACUUGUUCAUUUCAAUAUCUUGAAUGCAACAAGAUACCUCCUUCAAAAAUAGUACAGAGCAGCAGUAUGCAAUGCGAUAUUUGAUGGAGCAAUUAUUUACUGGCUAGCAUUUUCCUCUUAAAAUUUAAAAACUUUGCCAUAGACCAUAGCGUGUCUUGAAAUGCUAUGUCUGCAUGAUAAUUUAAAAAUGGGAAAUUUAAACUUUGCACUCCAAAAACUUACUUGGAUUUUUUUCUGAUGCUGUUUUGUGUGAUACAGAAUAAUGAUUUUGUUUCUAUGGCAUUGUAGAUCCUAACAUUUAUGUAUCUUUAUUUUCAUAUUGUACAGUAAUUUUAAGUUAUUAAAUAGGCUAUUUUAUUUAUUUUCAACUGCAGUUGUAUUGGUACUAAUUAUUGAAUUGUCUGUGCACUGUAUGUAGCAAGCAUUUUAAAUCUAUUGUGCACAUGUGGAAAGGAUACUAGACGUGUAACUGUGCUUUUAUUUCAAUAAAGAUCUCUUGACACUGAAACU